Callorhinchus milii (elephant shark) is the source of this 2783-nucleotide messenger RNA. RefSeq names its product anoctamin 10b (gene ano10b). Gene Ontology annotation, cellular component: plasma membrane. Bases 175 to 2097 code for a protein of 640 amino acids. Gene Ontology annotation, biological process: chloride transmembrane transport. The record is from RefSeq and is a predicted model, not a curated record. NCBI's taxonomy places the organism in Eukaryota, Metazoa, Chordata, Chondrichthyes, Chimaeriformes, Callorhinchidae. The transcript is spliced from 13 exons. Gene Ontology annotation, molecular function: chloride channel activity.
GCACUCUAUCCUCUCACACUGGUGGUGGUUAAUAUCCGGUGGGCAGACAGACUUUGGUCCGUACGAAUACGAGAGGGACAACUGGGAGUAUAAUCACGGACUAAUUGGGCCGAAUGGUCUGUGUCUGUGCUGCAUCACUACAUGUAAUUGUCUACAGUGCAAGUGAGAGGAGCCAUGAUGAGCUCGUGGACCAGACCUCGCUGUCAGUGCUGCCAGUCUGACACUGUGGAACCUUUGGUGGCUGUGGAGCUGAUGGAGAACGUCAGCCUCGAAACCAAACGAUGGCUGAUGUCCAGAAUCCAGGCCGAGAAGCGAAUGGGGGGGGCUGAGCUGAUGGUCCACCCUGGUGAGGAUGAUGAUGGGAACUUGCUGCUCGUUUCUGCUUCACGACAUGCCCUUCUGAGGGCGGCUGAGGUCCUGGGACUUUAUAAACCAUACAAAGACGGCUCCAUGGUCACGUUCUCCAACAGAGACAAGGGGAACUUCAAAACUGCAGAUAACAUCACUGAGUUCCUGACUCUAGCCGAGCGCCAGUUCAUUGUUAAGCGGGAGUUGGAGAAUAUCAAGGCUGUGAAUGAACAUCACAUUCCGGGAUAUCCCACUGAGUCCCUGUAUUCGGGCGAAGCCAUUUUUAACAGGUUGCGGAGAGGCAAGAUCCUGCAUAAACUCUACCCCAUGCAUGAGGAGGAGAUGGUGGACAAGUUGACCACUUGCUGGUACACACCACCGAGCCUGACCCUGGAGCCAAUUGAUUCUAUCUACAAGUACUUUGGGGGUUCUGUUGCCAUGUACAUACGGUUCCUGGAGUUCUUCACCUGCUCCAUGGUGCCCAUGGCCAUCUUUGGGAUCGCAAUGUCCUGCUUUGCACAGGACUCUGUGGACAAAUAUAUUCUCUUUGCCAUCUUCAAUGUGAUCUGGUCCACGGUCAGCCUGGAACUGUGGAAACGCCGCAGCUCCACCCUGGCUUACGCCUGGGGCAGCUUGCAAAUGAAGAGCCAGUUUGAGGAGCCUCGGGUGGACUAUAAAGGCCUGGUAGGAAUCAACCCCAUUACCAAUCGCCAUGAGCCCUACUAUCCCAGCUGGAAGCGUACAGUGAAGCUCUGGUUUGUAUCCGGGCCCAUCCUUUGUCUGUUUCUUGCACUCUCCCUCAUCGCGAUGUUAGUUUUCUUCAAAAUGGAAGCCUGGGCCAAAGCCUUUCACAAGGAGAAUGAAGGCUCCUGGAGUCUGGUGCCGUAUGUGCCAAGUACUCUCUACACUCUGUUCAUCACCAUCACCAACCUCCUGUUUAAAACAGUUGCCAAAGUGCUGACCGAAUGGGAAAACCACCGUCUGGAAUCCUCCUUCCAAAACCAUUUGACGGUGAAAGUCUUGGUGUUUCGCUUUGUCAAUUGUUUUGCCGUGUUGUUCUACAUCGCGUUUUACAUGCAAGAUGUGGAGCUCCUCAGAAAGGAACUCGCCUCUUUGCUCAUCGUGACUCAAAUCAUCAACCAGUUCAUGGAGACGUUGCUGCCUUAUCUCUACAAAAAGAUUUACGGCGACGACUCCAGUUCGAAGGAAUCCCAGCUCAAGAACACACCGGUGAUCGACAAGAUAAAAGCCCAGGGAGAGAUGACACCAUUUCCAGGAAUGUUUGACGAUUACAUGGAGCUGUUUGUGCAGUUUGGUUACAUCAGUCUCUUCUCCUGUAUUUACCCGCUGUCGGCCACCCUCAUCGCACUCAACAACAUGACGGAAAUCCACACGGACAUGUUGAAACUCUGCCGAAUCUUCAGGAAACCUUUCGUUGCUCCAGCCGCCAACAUAGGAGUCUGGCAGAUUGCUUUUGAGAUGCUCGGAUUCCUGUCCAUCAUCACCAACUGUUUCCUGAUCAGCAUAUCCCCUCAGGUGGUGGAGUACUGCACCACUCACAGUCUAACAUCCCAUAGGGUGUGGCUAUGGACAGUUGCAGUUGAGCACGCCUUGAUCGCUAUUAAAGUUAUCUUAGCACUUGCCAUUCCUGAUAUUCCCCAGUGGGUGAGACUGAAGAUUGACAGAGUGGAGUAUCAGUCGCUUCAAGCUCUCAAACAAAAGGUGGUUGAGCUGGACAAAGGGUACUGAGGCAAUGGAGGGCAGGAGCUCCGAAUCCCACAGAGUGUGUGUUCCCCACACUGACUACCAGGCAGCAGGACUUGCCAUGGCCAAUGAAGUCCAGUACAGUGCAAGCAACAUUCCACCCCCAUUUCCUUACCUUUCCUCUAUUUCCCUUAAUCCUCUGACUUCCCAAGUAUCUAACCAUCGUCCUUUCAGACACCCCCAAGUGAUCUUGCCUGUACGACCUUCUGGGGCAGUGUUUUCCAUUAUGGUGCCUCUCAGCAUUCCCAUUCGGUGAAUACGAAACAUUAUUCUAAAUGAACCGUUGCCAUAUAAGUAUUCCCUUUUGCUACACACUACCAACACGUACGCCCGUGGCGGAGGAUUGCAUCGCAGAAGUGACAUUGCAGCAAGAUUAAGAUGAAAGGGUUAAGCUAUGCCGUAUGGUCUGUGUCCAUCUGUGAGCCCGACGAGAUGUUUUUCUAUUGUAAUUGUACAUUCUAUUUAUUUUACCAUUGUUACUGUGUGUUACAGUUUUGUGGGAGAGGAGACAGUAUUCUAUGCAAACUAUUUAACUGGAAAAGUGGUACAAAUCGACACAAACCAUUAUUCCCUGAACCAAUGCAAAAUCAAACCGAAAUUUGCACGCCUGUGUCAAACUCUUAGUUGUUUGCUUCAGAUACUCUUAAGCAUGGCGAUGGGGUCAACAUCUG